Fopius arisanus is the source of this 1444-nucleotide messenger RNA. RefSeq names its product peptidyl-prolyl cis-trans isomerase zonda (gene zda). Gene Ontology annotation, cellular component: mitochondrial envelope; membrane; endomembrane system. The record is from RefSeq and is a predicted model, not a curated record. Gene Ontology annotation, molecular function: protein folding chaperone; peptidyl-prolyl cis-trans isomerase activity; protein binding. The transcript is spliced from 5 exons. The coding region runs from base 206 to 1312 and encodes 368 amino acids. Gene Ontology annotation, biological process: protein folding; negative regulation of apoptotic process. Lineage: Eukaryota; Metazoa; Arthropoda; Insecta; Hymenoptera; Braconidae.
GUUACAGUUUGUGGGAUUUUUGUAAAUAAAAAAUAAUCGAUCGAAAGGAGCAUUCAUAUUUAUAGCAGGUUCUUGAGUUGAACCUAAUUAUCAUGUCGAGGUAGUCAUGAAUUAAUGAUUCGUCCACUAAAAAAGAGGAAUAGUCUUGAAGAGGUGAUACUGCAUUUUUGAUCCAACAGUCGUGGGACCUGACGUGGAGUAAACGAUGGAAUCCCAAAUAAAUGGAGAACACACCCAAGAGGAUUUCGUUAAGGAUUUGAAUUUUGGUGAUGUUGAUCCUGAGGAUCCACUCACCAAAGCAGCACUCAGUGAUUCUCUUGAAAAUGAGUGGAUGGAUAUCCUGGGGAAUGGCGAAUUGAGAAAAAAAACUCUGACUAAAGGGACGAACAACACACGUCCUCAGAGAAAUGAUAUCUGUACCAUUGAUAUCGUUGGAAGAUUAGAGGAUGGCACCGAAGUUGAAUGCCUCCCAGAUUUUGUGGUACAACUAGGAGAUGUUGAAUUGAUUCAGGGACUAGACUUGGCUGUAGCAUUAAUGGACGUGGGAGAAGUAGCCCAGAUUGAAAUAUCUCCAAGAUUUGCCUACGGUGACUUGGGAAAAAAGCCUGACAUUCCACCUGGAGCAACACUCCAUUACAAUAUUACCCUGAAGGCUGUGGAGAUGGAGCCUAUCGUCGAGGAGAUGGGUUUUACACAGCGAAGGGAAUUCGGGAAUAAAAAACGUGAACGUGGUAAUUGGUGGUUCGCCAGGAAUGAGCCGACCUUGGCUAUUCAGUGCUACAGAAGGGCUUUGGAUUUUCUCCAAUCCUCUGGAGAUGAUCAUAAGAAAAAACCUGAAGACAUCAUGACGGAUUCUCAACUGCAAAUACUUCUGGAGGACAGGACGAAGGUCUACAAUAAUCUUGCAGCUGCUCAGAUUAAGACAGAAGCUUAUGGAGCUGCCCUUGAGAGUGUGAACAAUGUCUUGAGAGCUGAUCCCCAAAAUAUUAAGGCACUGUUCAGAAAAGGACGAAUUCUCCAUAAAAAAGGUGAACAUGCUAACGCAAUAUCAGUGCUGCAGCAUGCAAUGAAGCUUGAUCCGAAUUCCAGUGAAAUUAUUCGCGAAUUAUCGAUACUAAAAGAGAAGAUUACGAAAUAUCUCAGUCAUGAGAAGAAUCUUUAUCGUAAGAUGAUUGGAAAUCCCAAGGAUUCCACUCCUGCUUCCAAGAAAACAAUUUCUCCAUCAAAAACAACAGGAAAACUCACUUGGAGUCUCGUCGGUGGUACAAUUGCAGCAAUCGCCAGUGUUAUUGUGUACAGAUUGACAUUUUAAACAGUCAAACAUUAAUCUUGACAGCAUCAUUACCAAAAUGAUAAUAUAUUUGACAAAAAAAGGACAAAAAUACAUGUAAGGUAUUCUGGGAAGUACUGAUUAAAUUUUGAAAAACAAGAAUUUUCAACAAUA